AAAAACUUCAACCUUACAUUUUUGAAACUUUGAAUACAGCAGAACAUUCUUAUUUAAAUUAUUUUCACUUAAGCAGAUAUGUAGUGAAAUAAAAAUUAUGUAAAUAUAUCAUCAAACUCAUCUUGCGAACAAUGUUUAGAAGUAAAAUGUUGAAUAUAUUCAAAUCCUGUAGUAAAAUAAAUAGAACAGUGAUUGCUAAUGCCCUCAAAUUGCCUUCAAUUACUAUUGGAUUUGCCAGUAUUGCUAAGUGUGAAGAAAAACAAAAAAAUAUUGUGGAGACCUACGAUAAUGAUAGCUUAGAACAUGAAUUUUUGAUCCGGCAAGCCACGACUGUAAACAUUAACGCUGCCACACAACUGAUCACUGUUACUUUAGUUGCUAUACAUGAUACAAGUGAGAGGUUGAGAGAAGCAUUAACAAAAGAAAUAUGUUUGGUAAAGCAAGCAUCAGAGUGGGGAGAAGGCACUCCACCACAGCACUGGGAUGAAUUAGUUGCAGUGAGAGGCACCCUUCGUGACCUCAAACAUAACCUUCAGGUGCUAUUUAGUUAUAUGGAUUAUGCUGAUAAGUUGGCAACAAUUGCUGCUGAAAUAUCAUACUUAUCUGGAAACAUAGCUGCAUCAGAUGCUAUUUGUGAAAGAAUAGAUCAUGCACACAGGACCUGCAAUGCUCAAAAGCAGUUAACACAUGAUCUUCAACAAGAGAGUUUACAGCUGCAACAGCAGGCCAUUAUUAAUUCUCCACAUUUUGAGCAAAAACUGAAAGAAGAAACAGAAAAUGAUAAUAAAUAACAAAAUAUUUUUUUUUUAAUUUUUAAUAGGGAACUCAAUAUACUGGAUGACUUUUUAUUCGUCAGGAGAAUUAGGGCAUUUAUGCUAUUUUAAGUAUUAGGGUAUACUAGUAAUAAUAACCCUUUUUCAACAGUCAAGUCAGACAGUUCACACAGCACCAUUUAGUCCCAAUCUAAGCAGAAGUUCUGUAAUGGGUUCUUAACAACAAAUACCGAUACUUUAAAGAUUAUUUAUUAAAUAUAUAUAUAAUAUACAUAGAACAACCCAGACCAAAAUGAACAAUCAUACUCAUGAAUAGAAAUCCACCAUGCAAAGAAUCGAACCUGCGAUCAUCGGAAGAAAGGUGGUGUGCUAAACUCCUUGACCACUGAGGUUGUUGAAUUAUAAAUUAUCUUAAAAUACUGUAUACUUUUCACUAGGCUUAAGUAUCUACGUACACAUAUACCUACCAUAUACUAAAGGAUUUUGUUACAUAGGGUCAUAAAGUAUCAUAUUUUAUUGGUUUUGUUUUUAAUAAAACCAAAAAAUGUUAAAAAUAAAUUAUGAAGAUUUAAUUUUAAACAAUCUCUUCAUAUAGCUAUUAUGCAACAUUUUCUACACAGUAAAUUAAGUCAACCGAUAUUUGAAAUAUUGAAUAUGAAAUAUUUGAAAUAUUCCGAUAUUGAAAAAGUUUAUU
Messenger RNA from Achroia grisella, 1467 nucleotides. RefSeq lists its product as uncharacterized. The coding region runs from base 132 to 791 and encodes 219 amino acids. Lineage: Eukaryota; Metazoa; Arthropoda; Insecta; Lepidoptera; Pyralidae. The transcript is spliced from 4 exons. Gene Ontology annotation, biological process: apoptotic process. The record is from RefSeq and is a predicted model, not a curated record. Gene Ontology annotation, cellular component: mitochondrion.